AUGAGCACCGCCGAGUAUACUACUUCACCUCCCCCCUACCGGGGCUCUCCAGCGAGCAAGCACUCCAGUAUAUCGCCAGCAGAUGAGGCUGCGCAGCCCCUCUUGGGAAGCCCUGCAGGCCCCAGUACAGGUCUCGCGGGCGGUAUUUAUGACCAACCUGCAUUCGGGGACGUCCCUGACGAUUUCAAGUAUGGGACCACGGUGUCCGAGAGCGUAUUGGAGAUUCGGAAUGCAUUCGUCCGAAAGGUGUACACUAUCCUGUUCUGUCAGAUCUUGGCCACUUGCGUUGUAGCGGGCAUCAUCUCGCAUUCACCCAGUACCAUCUUCUGGGUCACAACUCAUCUGUGGUCGUUCUAUGUACCUCUUUUCGGCACCCUCAUCAAUCUCGGUCUGCUCUUCUGGAAGCGUCACAGCCACCCAGCAAACUUUAUUCUUCUCUCCACGUUCACUCUUUUUGAAGCGUUCACGCUUGGCGUCACCACUGCGUUCUUCGACAACCUGAUUGUUCUGCAGGCGCUGCUCAUCACCUUGGGUGUGUUCCUCGGUUUGACGCUCUUCACUUUACAAUCCAAGUAUGACUUCUCCGGAAUGGGUGCCUGGUUGUUCGGCGGUCUGAUUGCCCUCAUGAUGACUGGUCUCGUCGGCAUCUUCGUGCCGUUCAGUCGGACGAUGGACAUCGUCUUUGCUGCGGGCGGUUGCCUCAUCUUCAGCGGCUAUGUCGUCUAUGACACGUACGUCAUCACUAAGCGGCUGUCUCCCGACGAAUACAUCCUGGCUGCGAUCAGUCUCUACCUCGAGUGA
Molecule: messenger RNA, 801 nt
Organism: Laetiporus sulphureus 93-53
Lineage: Eukaryota; Fungi; Basidiomycota; Agaricomycetes; Polyporales; Laetiporaceae
Product: UPF0005-domain-containing protein
Exons: 8
Coding region: 1-801 (266 amino acids)
Cellular component (GO): membrane
Source: RefSeq, a predicted model, not a curated record